UCAUCAUCAUCAUCAUUAGGUUCAUGUUCGAGGCUCCGACCAAAACCAACCAACCUUCACCUUCAUCUUCCUCCUCUUUUUUAAAACCGCAAUGAAGGAAUUUAGUCGUUUGUUCUGCUGAAAAUCAGUGAAGCUGCUGCUGCUGCUGCACGCGCACACACACACACACGCACGCACGCACGUGCACAGAGAGAGAGGCACAGAUGAAGAUGAAGGCUCGGCUCACUUUUCCUUGAGAAGUCCACAGAAGAAGAUCAGAGUCCUGCAGCAACAUCUGCCACAAAAGAAGAAGAAGUAGAAGAACUAGAAGAAGAAGAAGAAGAAGAUUCAAACCAAAGAGACAGAAAAAAUAAGAAGAAAUAGAAAAAAACCCAUUUAUUUCUGCUUCUUUUCCCUCACACUCGGACAUAAAUGGAUAAUAACGCGGCGAAUUCGGAGAAAUCGCAGCUGAUCCACGAGAAGAACGCAAAGAUGUAUUCUCUGAAACUGCAAAGCUCAUUUCCAGACUCCAAAGAGUCGUAUCCCGACUUCCCGUUUAAGAACGGCGGCGUGGCCGGUGCCAUCGAGCUGAAGCGUCCCGUGGGCGUCCACUGUCACGGCACCAGGGCGCUGGCGUGCGACGACAGCGCGGACAAGCUGCUCGCCAGGAAGAAACUCUACAUCGCCUCGGCCGUCUGCCUCGUCUUCAUGAUCGGCGAGGUCAUAGGAGGUUACCUGGCUCACAGCCUGGCCAUCAUGACGGACGCCGCUCACCUGCUGACAGAUUUCGGCAGCAUGAUGGUGAGCCUGUUCUCCCUGUGGAUCUCGUCCAGACCGCCCACCAAAACCAUGAACUUUGGUUGGCACAGAUCAGAAAUCCUUGGGGCGUUCAUCUCCGUCAUAUCCAUCUGGAUCGUCACGGGGGCUCUGGUCUAUCUGGCCGUCGAAAGGAUCAUAUGUAACGACUACGAGAUCGAAGGCGGCGUUAUGUUAGCCACCUCCGGCUGUGCCGUCAUCGUGAAUAUUAUCAUGGCGUACGUCCUCCAUCACUCGACCAUGCUCCACACUCACGGCAGCGGCUACCAGCACAUCGACGAGGACGGCCAGAGUCCCAUUGCCCACAGCCACGGCCACGCGGCCCUCGGCGGUGGCCACGGCAACGCGAGCAUCCGCGCCGCCUUCAUCCACGUGGUCGGCGACCUGCUGCAGAGCGUCGGCGUCAUGGUGGCGGCGACCAUCAUCUACUUUCGGCCGGAGUACAAAGUAGCAGAUCCCAUCUGUACGUUCCUGUUUUCUGUCUUUGUCCUCUGCACCACCGUCACCAUCCUCAGAGACGUCUUCAGGAUACUCAUGGAAGGUUCUCCCAGAGGGAUCGAGUUUAACUCGGUGAAGGAGGUGCUGCUCUCUGUGAAAGCUGUCAAGUCCAUGCACUGUCUGCACCUCUGGGCUCUGACUCUGGGACAAGCUCUGGUCUCUGUUCACCUUGCCGUAGAAGAGGGCGCCGAUCCUCAGUCUGUGCUGCAGGAGGCCACCGAUCUGCUCCACACCAAGUUUGGUUUCCACAGCAUCACCAUUCAGGUGGAGCUUUACUCUGAAGACAUGAGCUACUGCUCCCACUGCCAGGACCCCAGUGACUGAUACCGAUACUGGACUGAUACUGGACUGGACUGGACCUAACUGGACAUGGAACGGCUCAGGCACAUUCUCAUUCUCUGUGGUUUGACUGCACCGGUGAGAUCUGUGUCCACAGUACAGAAAAACAUAGAAAGAGCCUUUGGUUGAGUGUUGUGUUCGCCAUUAAUGUCACAAGGAAUCAGACCACAAAAAUCAUCCAUGUUUGGUUGUCAGUCAUUAAUGCUUGUGCUACAUGCUAACAAGAAAGACACCCAGAAAAUCCUCCUUAAAAAGGAGACGCAAGGUGCUUCAGUCCUCAGUGUUUCAUUGGAGGAUUUAACAGUUAAUUGUAGGACAUUAAAUGGUACGAGAAAUCCACCUAAAGGCUAAAUGAAGUUGGAGACAUGAUUACCAAAAUGUUGCUCCUAUCCUAACAAAUAUGCAACACAUCCAUUAAACCUUUUCCAAUUCACAUUCUUCACAUCAUCUCGUUCACAUAAUCCUGUUACCAUAAUAUUUAUGAAAUUCACAGAGGGAAAAAAAGCAUGUACAACAGAAAACGUUCAAGAUUUCCAAGCUACAAUUUUCUUUAACUGUUUUACUGUAGCUCAUUAAAGAUCGAAAAAGAAAAGGAUACAAGAUUUGUUCACUUAAGUACAUUUGCGUAGAUGGUGACCAGGAAAAACAUCUUGCAAAUCUUUAAAGGUCUAGUAUGUAAGAAAUAGUGACAUCUACUGGUGAAAAUAGCAAGAAACGGAGGACUCACCUAAAUCAUUCCCAAGAGCAUCAGGGAGCUACAGUGGCCUUCACAUACCAAAAAGCAUGUACUCACUCUUUCGCAACUUUAACGAUGUCAUUUCCUCCGUUUUCUUCGCUAAUUUAUGCAUGUAAUUUUUGUGUGGGGGCGGAGCUUCUAUGGUGAGCUUCAGGCAGCCUCUGUAAACCAAGACUUUACCAUAACCAGGCCUAUUUUAAGGCCACAAAACCCCAAAAACGUAUGCAAACAUACUUAAGAGUCGUAGUAUCUUCGAUUUCCGCCAAUGAACCCUCCUUACUGUUACAUACUGGACCUUUAUUUUGAAAUAUGAAGGCCAAGUUUUAAAUUUAUGCAACUAUUUCAGAAGGACUUUAUUUUUGGUUGUGCCGUCUGUCCAAGUGCUGUUUGAAAAACACUGCCGGAUUUUCAGUAUUUCAUGUAAAUAACGGAAAACUGCCAGACACAGGAGCUCAUGAUGUUCUUAAUUACUCUCCAGCACCACCACUGCUACUUAAGAAAUAUGAUUCCUGAUACAGUAAAUUAGUACUCAGCACACUUUGCAAUGGUUUAAACAAACACUGUUGGUAUGAAGCACCUGACAGGGAAACAUGGAUGACUUUGACGUCUGUUGUUUCAAUGCUAAUGAUCAUCUACCAGGUUCUCACGCUAUGGUCCACACUCAUCUUAGCUUCAUUAGCCUGCUUUUAACCAAAGGCCCGUCACUAAGUUCUCCACUGGUACCAACUUAUUUUGAGUUUGAGUCGUUGAAAAGUUCUUUCAACCUUCUUUUCAACGUGAAGUCUUUGAAAAACACCUCACCAUCUUCUCCUCCGUCUUGUGUCCUCUUCUGUUACACUAACUGUCCUUAUGCUCUCCUUCACAACAUCCAUGAACCAUCUCUGUGGUCUUCCUCUCUUCCACCAUCUUCAACAUCCUUUGUCCAGUAUAAUCGCGAUCCUUCCUCUGCGCGUUACCAAACCAUCUAAAACUUUAUCUCCAAAAUUCAAGGGCCGAAUGUGCUGUCACGCCCAUGAUGGCGUCCACUUUUAUUGAUCUGGACAAGUGAUUGUCCUUGGGAUCUUGGUCAAGUCAGUCUUUGUAUCAUGUCAUUUGCUCUCCUGUUUACCUUUACUCGCUCAUUGCUCUGCACAUUACUGUUGGUUGUUGCCUUAAGAGACAUAACAUAUGGAGAAAAAAGUGAUUACAAAAUCACUAUGCACAAAGCAACUUCUCAGGCAAUCGUCACAGAAUUCGAUAUAAGAGAAGAUACUUUCCAUCUUAUGGAUUUGUAUGAAUUUUGGGGAGCCCUAAAGUCAAAAUGUCAACAAUCUGGGUUCAAAGACUUCCGGUCUGGAAUAUUCACGCUGGUCUUUAGCCUGGAUGAACUCUGACGAGUCUGCCAGUGAUUUGGUCAACUACAGACUCUCCAAAAAAACGAGCAGAGCAGUUACUCUUGGUAGGGUGGCCAUGCGACUUGUUCCACGGAGCUCCCCCAGGAAAAUGUCGUUAAAAAGUCACCAUUACUAGAUAGCCUUCGCAUGUUUUCUGAGUGUCCAUUCCCAGAGUUUCAACACUAAACUCUUGCCAAAUCGUUUCUAUUAUUGGGCGUAGUAUUGAUAUGAAGUGCGGAGGAGGAAAAUGAAGUGUCAGGCUGAAAAAGCGCCGAGUUACUCCUUCCAUCGAGCAGUCGUCCACAUCCAAGGGCAGGAGUGAUUUAGUCCCGUGGUCGUGCGAUUACUUCCACAUCCAUCUCAUCUAUCUGUCGUCUCUCCUGUAGCUUCUGUGUUAAAAAAACAUCUGUCUACUCUUUCUCUGCGAGCCAAACUUUCAUCUAUCCAUCAUCAGUCGCCUAUGCAUCCAUUUCAAGUCAUGAAGAUAACUGCUUUUUCCGGUUACUAUUAAGCCUUUUAAAUGAACCCCGCGCCCCCCGACACAAUAUGUCUUGAGUGUUUGUCAAAUAACUUUUCCCUCAGAAAUAUUGAUGAAUUACAAAAUCAGGUGUCAUAGAAAAUGAAUACCAAGUGUAAGAAUGAUGCUGUUCAGGUGCAAUUUCGAAUAUUGAAUUACUUGACAAUGUUUAAGCUUCUACAAUGCUACAAAUAUCGCAUAAAUAAAUACUUGAAUCAUGGCAGGUGUUUUCAUCGUAGCUGAAUCUGGUGAAUUUGAGUUAUUAUUUACUGGCCGUCAGCUGCUGGGAUGUAAAGUUUGAGGAUUAAGAUUCAUCCUGUGGGGAUGUUGAAUAUGGCCAGUCAUCACUUAUCUUACAGAUGUCCUCGUCGAUAGACAUGACUCUUUUGUGGAAUUGUGGACACUUUAAAGGAAAUGGUAGCUAUGUUGUUGGCAAAACUGAGAAUUUGUCCCGAGUGGCACUGAACAACAAGAAAGUAAAGGAAGGUGGUUCAACAUCGGAGGAGUUGGAUUAUGCUUUAACUUAAAUAGAGUACUGUCUUCUGGAAUGUAUUUGGAUGAAUUGGCUGUACUGGAAAUUGUUAAUGGUACUAAUGCAACAAUCAUGGAGUGAUCAGGAUCAUAAGGAGUCAUCCUCUGGGGACCAUGAAUACAGGAAGUUACCUGGUCAUCAUUUGUCUUUGCAUGUGUACGCGACUGAUAUCCUCGUUGAUACACAUGGCUAUUUUUUGGUUACAAUGUACUUGUGGACGUUUUAGGGUAACAAUCCAUCCUCUGGUGACAAAGACUAAACAUCAAUGUUAAACAGCAAUCGCGGUCCAUAUCUACUGUAUAUCGUCAUCAAAACAGAUCAUUUGGCCAUCAUUUAGUGUGGAACUAGAGGAAAGGAUUCAGGAAAAGUCUGUGGGUGGUGUAUCUUCUGGGGAGCCGGAAUAAGCUUCAAUUUUAAAGAGAACUGCGUUUAUUAGAAUGAGUGUGAGUGUGGAACUAGAGGUGACCAAAAUAAGUGGGGUUCUUCCUCUGGUGAGCAGGAAAGUUUUAGAAAAUACACGGUAAGCCAUAUCUAAGUCUUACGGUGGUUCAUCUUCUGGGGAGCUGGACUAUGCUUUAAUUUAUAAAAGAAACUAUACUAAUCCUAAUGGAUUGUAUUUGAAUGAAUGGGCUGUACUUUAAUGUUUUAUGGUUCAAAUACAACAAUCAUGGAGUCAUUAAGAUCAUUAAGUAUUCAUCCUCUGGUGACAAAGCUUACACAGUAUUAUACAGCAUUCCUGAUUCAUAGCUAUAUCAUAUCAAUAUAAAAUUGAUCAUUCAGCCUGAGUGUGGCACUAGGGGUGAACAAAAUGGAGGUUUUAGCCAAUUAUUGGCUGCAACUUUAGGUGGUUCAUCUUCUGAGGAGCUGGAAUACACUUUAAUUUAAUAGAGAACUACCUUCUGGAUUUCAUUUGAAUGCGUCGGCUGUAUUAUAGACGGUUCAUGGUACAAACACAACAAUCAUGGAGUCAUUGAUCGUUAGGAUUCAUCUUCUGGGGACCACAAAUACCAACAAUCAUUCGCUUCAGUGAGAACAUGCUUGUAAUGUUUCACAGUUACUAUGACGUGUUGAUGUUGAUGUUGAUUGUUGUUUGUUUUUUAAAGAAAGGACAAAAGUGCAUUGUAAACAAACAUUCAUUCAUCCAUUCAUCACUUGCAUGGUUGUUUGCUGUGACUCGCGUGAUAUCACGUUCUCGUUCAACUGCCAGAAAUCACAAAUCUGUCGAUAAACGAAUCAAAGAAGAAUCAAAUCAUAUCAUCUAUUAAAGAUAGAAAAAAAAUCUAUAUUUUCACCAAUUUUUAUGAACUUACUUAUUGUAUAUUAAAAAACACACAUUGGAAGUUAAAACAAAGUGAAUGUAAUGGAGACGAGUUUUGAUAAAGACGCACAAACGUUUUCAUUCUGUCGCCUGUUUGUUUGUCCACGAUGAUGAUUCAAGUGUCCUGUUUGAGGAAUGCUCUGUAUUGUGCUGUUAUCGUCUGUGUGACUGUUGUAAAUACGUCAAAUAUUGUGUAUUUUCCGUGAUAUUUUAUUUGCUUUCCUUGUGUAAAUAAGUUUGUCCUAGUACAAUCGGCCUUUUUAUCGACGUGUCCUGGUGAUGAUGAUGAUGAUGAUGUGUAACUCCACUUUUGUGUCACAUUUGUGGUGUUUGAUAUUUCAUUUUUAUGUGUUUUCUUUUGUAAAGUCAACGAAAUAAAAAAGGCUGCAGAUGA
Molecule: messenger RNA, 6502 nt
Organism: Solea solea (common sole)
Lineage: Eukaryota; Metazoa; Chordata; Actinopteri; Pleuronectiformes; Soleidae
Gene: slc30a2
Product: solute carrier family 30 member 2
Exons: 8
Coding region: 412-1617 (401 amino acids)
Biological process (GO): response to zinc ion; zinc ion transmembrane transport
Cellular component (GO): plasma membrane
Molecular function (GO): zinc ion transmembrane transporter activity
Source: RefSeq, a predicted model, not a curated record